Molecule: messenger RNA, 147 nt
Organism: Trichoderma gamsii
Lineage: Eukaryota; Fungi; Ascomycota; Sordariomycetes; Hypocreales; Hypocreaceae
Exons: 1
Source: RefSeq, a predicted model, not a curated record
UUCUGCUUACGAUUAGUUAUUCUGUAUAUCGGCUAUACGCUCAAUUGCCACCUUAUUGCAGGCAUCGGAAUAUCGGCGUUGCAUUCAAGAAUUCUCGGCUGGUUUAUAGUAAGCGCAGCAGCAUUAGUAUUGUCAGCUAGUAAUUAG